Messenger RNA from Lentinula edodes (shiitake mushroom), 1575 nucleotides. RefSeq lists its product as uncharacterized. Gene Ontology annotation, biological process: ubiquitin-dependent protein catabolic process. The coding region runs from base 79 to 1575 and encodes 498 amino acids. The transcript has 5 exons. Lineage: Eukaryota; Fungi; Basidiomycota; Agaricomycetes; Agaricales; Omphalotaceae. Gene Ontology annotation, cellular component: COP9 signalosome. The record is from RefSeq and is a predicted model, not a curated record.
AACACUCAAUUUCCUUUCUUCUCUUCCUCUGGUCGUGAUUCUAUUCAGAAACUUCAUUUGUACUACGCAAGCCUUAGGAUGGCGCCAGAUAGUCAAAGCAUUGAUGGGUUAAUCCAACAGAUCACGACCAGUAACAAUCUCGAGGCUUUGGCGCACACUUUACGCACACCUGGAGCAUCUGGGAGAGAUGUCCGUGAAUUCAUACUCGCAAGUUCUUUAUCCUCCGGCCAAGACCCGCUUUCUGUCCUUGACAUAAGAAAUAACACGCUUGGAGUGAUGUAUAUCUUAUCUGCGAGACUACAUAUGUACUUUAACGCACAGAGCGGCGUGCAGAGGCCCCUAUGGGCCACAGUGGUCCAGUUCUGCGACAACUUUGAUCCAGAGCAAGCGCGCCUAGCUCCUGAACGAAUGAUAAUGCUCGCCAAAUCCUUGACGCGAUAUGCUUUAGAUCAAGGAAAUCUUAAACUAGCAAUACCUCUGCUCUAUUCUCUUGCCACUCGGCUCCCAAUUACUCCCAGCACCCUCACUCCGAUCCAUCCUAUCUUGCUCCUGACCGCACUUCAGACCAGACACAUCACUCCCGAAAUCUGCAUUUUACUCGUUGAAAACCCCAUCGACGACUUGUUUAUGUUCACCGGCGUCUAUUCCGAGGACAAUCUAUCGUAUAACGAUAAUCUUUUCUACCAUUAUCUCGGUGGAAUCAUUCUCACAAAAAUGGGAAAUUACGCUGCUGCACUCGACUACUUUGAGACUGCGCUCACUGCUCCGAGCACCCAUAACUCACCUCCUGCUGGUCUUCAACUCGAAGCGCUUAAGAAACUUCGUCUGGUGCAAUGUAUUGCCCUGGGCGGACCACAAGCGCUGCCAAAAUAUACAUCACCUGUUCUCAUGCGUAUAUUCAAGGCAUCUCCCUACCAGAAUCUGAUCAACGCUUUUCCUGGUUCUCCACAUCCUAAAGACCGAGGUGAAGGUUCAUCUUCGGGAAAUCACCGUUUAAGACUGCUCGUAAACAAAGACAGGGAACUAUACUUGUCGGAGUGUAACCUUGGCUUGGUCGACCUGCUCGUGGCGGAAGCUCCGAAGUGGAUUAUCAAAAGGCUAACUGAAACCUAUGUCACGCUAGGCUUGGCUGAGAUCGGAAAGUAUAUUGGGAUCGACGAUGAGCAACAAGUCAGAGCCUUGGUGCUGAAUAUGAUUGAGUCGAAAACUAUUCUUGCCACAAUCUCCGACUCUGGAAUUGUCACCUUCCACGAUGCGCCUGGCACUGUAGAUAUUAGUGUAGAAGAUAUACGCCCGCUUCUAGGAGCUUUACCUACUGGAAUUGGUCUACAAAAAGUGUCCGUUCCUAUUCUUCUAGAAGCUAUACAAAGACAGUCGGCACACCUUGCUCAACUCGAUAUGGAGACCGGGCGUAGCAAGGAAUUCAUUUCUAAGGCGAUCAAAACGAGCGGUAAUUCUGGUAUGGGUGGUCCUGGUCCCGGUUUCGGAGCCGGUGGGACGUUCCCGGACGAAGACGAAUACCCUACUCCUGGCAUGUAUGCGAUUGACAGAGAAGAUACCAUGAUGUUUGGUUGA